AUGUCGAGGCGCAAGCAGUCUAAACCACAGCACAUCAAUUCAGAAGAGCCCGGUUCGACAGAAAAUGGGGUUCUACAAGAUGGUCAAGCUGAAGAUGGGAACGAGAUAAAGAGAUGUCGAAUGGAGGAGACCAGGGUUUGUGACAAAUGCUGUGCUGAGUUCUUUGAUGAGACAGAAUUCCUUGAACAUGAGAAAACUUGCACUAAAAGUCAACAGGUAGUCAUCAUGAAGGAUGGUGAAGCGGGUGACAUUCCAUCUGAGUUUUCCCAAAGCUCUCCUGGUGAGUUCUCAAGUAAUCAUAGUGAUGAGCAGUCCAGCUGUAAUUCACAAUCAAAGCUUGGCAUGGAGGCGGUGGAAGCUGUGGAUGAAGAGCCUAAGUCAAACGGAGAUGACCCUCCAGAACAAACGCAGGUUGAGAUGUCUGCCAGUCCUGAGAGGGCCUAUAUGUCUUCAUCCAAACUGCAGGACUCAAAUGUAACACUUGAAUCCAUGCCUGCCACCAAAGUGGCUGUAACACAGCAUUCAUCUAAUUCAUCUAGUAAUUUAUCUAGUAAUAAGUCCCCAGUCCCCCAGGACACACUCAGUGCCAUCCCCAUGAUCCUUGAGCAGCUGGUGAGUUUACAGCAGCAGCAGUUGCAGCAGAUCCAGCUGACAGAGCAGAUCCGUAUCCAGGUGGCUAUGAUGGCUCCACAGAACCUCCACUCUGCAGUGGGGGCUGCAGUCGACCCCCUGAAGGCACUAGGCGCACAUCUCUCCCAGCAGUUAUCAGCCGCUGCAGCCCUCAUUGGCAAAAGAACCGGCACCCAAAGCUUGUCCCUGGAGGCUCUAAAGCAAGGCAAACUACCUCAGUCCAAUAGCAUUCCCACAUCUCUUUCUGGAAGUUUGGGGUCCAUUCCUUUGAAGGCAGAUAUGAUGAAGGGACUCCCAGACCUUGCUAGUCGACUACCAGCAUUACUUCCACAGUCUCCAGGGUCCAUGGCAUUCCAAAGUCCCUUUAAUGCCCUAGCAACAGGAAUGGAUCCCUCCAAAAAAGAGAAAAACAAGAUGAGCAUGAUAACUGACUCAAAAAAUUGUGCAGGAGAGCACAUGUUCAAACACAAAUGUAAGUUUUGUGGGAAAACAUUCGGGAAUGACAGCGCCCUUCAGAUCCAUUUGCGUUCACACACUGGGGAAAGGCCAUACAAAUGUAACAUUUGUGGAAACCGCUUCACGACAAAAGGAAACCUGAAAGUGCAUUUCCAGAGGCACAAGGAGAAAUACCCACAUAUAAAGAUGAAUCCGCAUCCUGUGCCAGAGCACUUAGACAAUAUUCCCACCAACAGUGGCAUUCCAUAUGGCAUGUCUGUGCCAAUGGAGGAAUCCAAAUUUGUUGAUAAGGCAGGACUUGGGGUACCUUCUUCUGGCCUCCACCCAUCUCUGCUGCAGGGAUUCAAGUCUUCAUUUGACAUUCCAGUGGGUAGUGAUGUCUUCUCUCAGAGACCCUCCUCAUCAGGAAGUGAUGGUGCAUCCAUUUCCUCAGGCAUGUUCAGUCAGGAGGUUGGACUGGAUCAGGGCCAGGAAUCCUCAGAUGGUCUGAGUGGCAUCCAUCACAUGAAUAGCAACAAUGUUUCAGUAGACCCAAGUUCAGGCACUGCUAAGCUCCAGCAGAUGGUGGAUGGCUUGGAGAAGAGGACAAAUGACCCAAAUGAAUGUGUGAUCUGCCAUAGGGUGCUAAGCUGUCAGAGUUCCCUCAAGAUGCAUUACCGCACACACACUGGGGAGCGUCCUUAUAAGUGUAAGAUAUGUGGCCGGGCUUUCUCCACCAAAGGUAACCUGAAGGCUCACUAUGGUGUCCACAGGGCCAACACUCCCCUUAAGAUGCAACAUUCCUGCCCUAUCUGUCAGAAGAAGUUCACUAACGCCGUGGUUCUUCAGCAGCACAUCCGUAUGCACAUGGGUGGCCAGAUUCCCAACACCCCUCUGCCAGAGAAUCAGUUUGAGAGCCCAGAGACCAUGGAUUCCAGCCUGACAGAUGAGAAAUCCAUUGACAACAGUAGACUGGAGGAAAGCAUUGAUGAACAAGACGUUGAGUUUGAUGCUCAGGAGAAGCCAAGUGACUCUUCAGAAUCUCUGGCAACUCCCAAGUCUACUUCCAAAGAUGACCAUUCUUUCAAUGGGCCCUCCAUGUUCUCAGGCAUUGCAGCCCUGGAAAACCACAUGAAAAGCAUUACCACAGCUUUAAAUCUGCAGCGUCAGAGUAGCACUGCAUCUGAGAGUGAUGGCGGCCCCAAAGAAUCACCAUUAACAGCUGGUGAGCAGGAAUAUAAGAAUGGGCACAGUCCAGCAGUUUCAGAAUCCAUGUCCUUUCUCUCCUCUUCACCAGUGGAUGGCCGUUUGGGAAGCAACCAGUCAAAAUCCCCAGAAUCAGCCAGCGCUGAUGAUGGUAUCAGAGCAGCAUCUAGACCAGACUCUGAUGCUGGACCUCAGGAUUCCAGUGAAACCAGUGGAGCACUGGACUUGACAUCAUCUAGCUUUACACCAAAAUCCAUUAAAGAGGAGCCUGGUGUCUCCUUCUCUAAUGGAGAAUAUGCAUCAGGUCAUAUGCCCUUUAUGAGGGUGCCUCCAAGUUUGGUCAAACUCGAGAUGCAGAUUCCACCAGAGAAUCCUCUGAGUGCCCAUAGUCUGUUUGGCUCCCAGACACCACAAACAACCCCUUCCAGUGCUCCAAGACGAACUGCUAAGCAGCAUUUGUGCAACACCUGUGGCAAGAACUUCUCAUCUGCUAGUGCCCUUCAGAUCCAUGAACGUACACACACGGGAGAGAAGCCUUUUGCCUGUACUAUCUGUGGAAGAGCCUUCACAACAAAAGGCAACCUUAAGGUUCAUGUUGGGACACACAUGUGGAAUAAUUCAACUAGGCGAGGCCAGCGUUUGUCACUGGACAACCCUAUGGCCCUAAUGGCAAUGGGAGCAGAAUCCAAGAUGAUCCCAGAUGUGUUGCAGCCACCAAAAGAUUUGAUCCCUCCACCAAUGAACUUCGACCCAUCUGUAUGGAACCAAUAUGCUGCUGCUUUCACAAAUGGGCUGACCAUGAAGACCAAUGAGAUUUCAGUCAUCCAAAAUGGUGGCAUUCCACUUCCGGGAAGUCUUGCAGGAGGCCCAUUGGUGGGCUCCACUGGAGGCAUGACAAAAAUGGAUGGCUCCCAGUCAGGUCUGCCUGGUUCAGUGGCUGAAAUGGAGAAGAAUGGCUCAGAGAGUGUACCAAAAUCACAAUUUCCACAUUUUAUGGAGGAAGGAAAAAUAGCAGUGAACUAG
Molecule: messenger RNA, 3294 nt
Organism: Chanos chanos (milkfish)
Lineage: Eukaryota; Metazoa; Chordata; Actinopteri; Gonorynchiformes; Chanidae
Gene: sall4
Product: spalt-like transcription factor 4
Exons: 4
Coding region: 1-3294 (1097 amino acids)
Biological process (GO): regulation of transcription by RNA polymerase II
Cellular component (GO): nucleus
Molecular function (GO): RNA polymerase II cis-regulatory region sequence-specific DNA binding; DNA-binding transcription factor activity, RNA polymerase II-specific
Source: RefSeq, a predicted model, not a curated record